This is a messenger RNA of Aspergillus saccharolyticus JOP 1030-1, 795 nucleotides long. RefSeq lists its product as uncharacterized. Lineage: Eukaryota; Fungi; Ascomycota; Eurotiomycetes; Eurotiales; Aspergillaceae. The transcript has 3 exons. The record is from RefSeq and is a predicted model, not a curated record. Bases 97 to 564 code for a protein of 155 amino acids.
CAAACCCAUAUCGCUAUCCCGAUCCAAUGACUCUAUAACCAUAUAAUACUUAUUGAUUCCAUCUUCAGAUCAAUCACCUCACGGAGAUUCUCCAUAAUGCCCGACACAUCCGCCCACCAACAACUUCCACCUCAGAAAACCCCCCGCUGGAUCCUCCUCGCCCUCUCCAGCGGCGCCUUCGCCGCAUUCAACGGCCUCUUCGCCAAACUAACCACAGACACCCAAACCACCGCCUUCGCCGCCUCCCUCCUCUCCCUCUUCGGCGCGGGAACCACCACCACCGAUGACCAUCCGAUCCUAAUGCUGGCUAUUAGGGGUAUCUGCCUCGCCCUCAACAUCCUCUGCAACAUCAUCAUGUGGGCGCUCUUCACGCGCGCGUUGACGGCCUCUCCCUCCACAACCAAGGUGUCUAUCACGAAUACGUCAGCCAAUUUCCUCGUCACGGCUGUGCUGGGGAUGGUGGUGUUUCGGGAGCGGGUCGGCGGGUUGUGGUGGUUGGGGGCGGCGAUGAUGGGGACGGGGUGUAUUAUUGUUGGAAUGAGGGAUGAGGAUGGAAGGUCGUAGCGUAUACAUACUCUUUUGGGCUGGAGAAUAGAAGUGUCAGUAGGGGAUGGAGAGUUUGUGUAUGUUGGAGUUGAGGGAGUUUGGGAUUUAAUGCCAGAGUGAAUCUAUCUAUGGAUCUGUGUGUGGGUGUGUGUAUUCUGGGAAGCUCAGUGGUGUGGUCUUCAUUCGUCAAGGAAAAUUAGUAGGUUUGGAUACUGUAUAUAACUACUCAGACAGCCAACCUCUCUUCGG